AUGGAGGGUAAGAACUUCUGUUUGAAACGGAGGGUGGAGUCACUUGAGAAUGAGAUCCAUUCGAUUCGACAACAUCUACCUACCUCGGUGACAGCGCAGGUUGGAAUACGCCCGGAUUCACCGAUCGGUGCUAUUCAGACCAACCACGUCUUGGUCGAGGAUCAGGACAGUGAGAUUUGUGUCCGCAACCCGAGCGAAGAGGCAGUAUCAGCUUCCUCACUCGAAGUCGUGACCGAUUUGGUCUCAGUACCUAAGGAUGGUUCCCUUGAUCAGUCAAAAGAGGAUUGGAGCAUCCUCUUGGCUUUGUAUCAGAAAGUCCGCGACUGCGCGCCGCAGGACCUGUUACGGGUGGUUAAUGCGAUCCGCAGUAGCACGAGUCCAAGAUCAGCAGCCGAAUAUCUGCAAGAAUCGGCUCUGGGUCAACUUUCCGAUGCCCACGUUGGGUUGACAAAGCUAGCCACAGAAUAUCAAUUGAUGAACUCGAUGAGACUUCCGACUCUCUGCGAAGAACCCAUCUUCUCCGUGCCUGCAAGGCCAUGGACCACUAUUACGAGUAGUGAUCGGUUAGUGUCGCAUCUGCUGUCUCUAUACUUUACUUGGGAUUAUCCCUGUUAUAACUGGUUUGAUCAACGUCUAUUUCUAGCUGAUAUGAUAGGUUGUCAUUCGAGGUUUUGCUCCCAACUCCUUGUAAAUGCUGUAUUAGCUCAUGCUUGUCUUUACUCCUAUAGUCUUCGAAGACCCUGGGAUCGGUUCAAGGAGAUGGACAUGUGUAUUCGUUUUCUGUCAGAAGCACAAAGGCUGCGGAUUGCUGAUCCGCAGCCCAGCCUCACCACCGUCCAAGCAUUGAUGGUGAUGAAUCUCACCUAUAACUGCUUGGGCAAAGACAAAAUUGGCUGGUCUUGCCUGGGAGCCGCCAUUCGCAUGGCAAAUGAGUUGAAGCUAUACGACCCACUGUCUCCUGCCGCUGGCGCCGGGUACGAUCGGUCUGAUCCGUGGAAUAGAGCACGAGCGGCGACAGCUUGGGGUCUGUUUGAGUGGCAAGCAGUAGCCGCUGCCGUGGUUCAUGAAGCUCCUCGGGUGCAAAACGCACCUUUCUAUGAUAUUCCCCUUUCAGAUUCCGAGGUUCUCGACCAGCGCCGCUAUUGGCAUCCAUAUCCUUUCCGUGUACCCGUCUAUCCCUCAGGUGUCUUCUCAACUAGUAGAGCCCGACUAGAGCUCAGUGUUAUCAUCAACGAAGUGACGAAGUUCAUUCUCGAUGCCCCUGUCGCCGCACCUUCGACGGAUGUCUUCAUGUCCUUGCAUGCUAGACUGACAGAAUGGUUGACUGACUUAAGAUCCGGUCUUCAACCUUCGAAAGAUGCACCGCCUCGUGUAUUCAUGAUGCACCUCCAUUAUCAUCUCAGCGUGGCUGGGCUCUGCAAACCCCUCCUCACACCAGAAAUAGAACCCGAACCACACCCCUCCGUCAUCAGCAUCUCCGACAGUGCCAAGCUUGCCACUCGUGAGAUCAUUUUUCUCUUCAAGCAGACUUUCGGCUGGAAGUCCGCCUCCAGCUUCCUUAACCACGCUCUCUGCUACGGCGCUUUCAACGCCAUCCCCUUCGCCAAGACCGACGACCGCUGGCGUCGCUCGCUGGAGACCUGCAUCAACGGUCUCUGGUAUAUCUCUUUUUCCUUUCCCGUGUGCAGAUACCUGCUCCGCGCGAUCCAGCACGCGCUCUGCGCCGCAGGAUUCGUCGAUACAGAGCUCUCUCCCGAAAUCAAUCGGAUUCUUCGCUACUUCACCAGAAAAGUUUGGAAGAAAUCACUCCUUGGAUCUUUGCAAAGUCAGUAUUGCAUCAUCUACGAUACUCAAUCAAGUGCACGCACGGUGGAGGAUUUGCUUCUGUCAGUGGAGAAUCUGUCAUUGGAUGAUAUGCAGUAA
This is a messenger RNA of Aspergillus clavatus NRRL 1, 1923 nucleotides long. Its product is annotated as fungal specific transcription factor domain-containing protein. The coding region runs from base 1 to 1923 and encodes 640 amino acids. The transcript is spliced from 4 exons. The record is from RefSeq and is a predicted model, not a curated record. Lineage: Eukaryota; Fungi; Ascomycota; Eurotiomycetes; Eurotiales; Aspergillaceae. Gene Ontology annotation, biological process: DNA-templated transcription. Gene Ontology annotation, molecular function: DNA binding; zinc ion binding.